AGCCUAGUUUCAGAAAGUAUCAACUAAGCUCUCUGAAGCACUUUGGGUGAAAGAGCAAAACUUUCUGUUUCUAGACAGCGUUUUGUUUUGCUCGAGAGGCAGAUUAUUUUCAAGAUUCGAUCAAUUUCUUUAGCGUCGGCUGCUCCAGACUUAGUUCGCGAGAGAACGUUUUCGUGUCCUUUACCCGGCAGUGACAUAACGGUACGUCAAUGCACGAGCCCUAUCUGUCUGCUAGAUGCGAAUGAAUGAUCUAGUUCACGUUUUAAGUUCACAGAAAGGAAAAUGUGGUCGAGAGCCCAUCAGUUUGUGAGCAGGGUGCCCUCUGUCACCCACCUUCCAACUCUAAACUUCUCACCAAGCCCUACAUCUGUUGCAAAUCUCGCAAACUUACUUAAAAAAGGACCAAUAUGUCAGUGCUACCUUGUACCUUACAGCACAAUUGCAUCCAACAAAAGUUUUGUCCUAAAUGGGAAAUCAUUGCUAGUUAUCAACCAUCCAUCAUCAUACCAAAGAAGAGGGUAUAAAACAGAUCAGGACUUUGGACAUAAAAGGAGACCAGGGGAUCCGUUCAUGAGUUUUUUAUAUUUAUCCAUUGGACUUGCGUUGAUAUACAUCCCUCUACAUGAGUAUGUUCUGUAUUAUGGUCCUCAUUUCAAAGACUAUUGUUCUGAAUGGUUCAAACAGGGCAAAGGAAUCUUGAAGUCUUUGCUACCAAAAGUGGAUGCUGCUACAAUAGAUGUGGAAAAGCACGCAAAAGUUUCUGUUGGAGAAACGUCAGCUGAAGAGACUGAAGUUGAUGAAACUAAGAAGAAGAAGAAAAAGGCUAUAGGAUUCCGCGAGAGGAGAAUAAUUGAAUAUGAAAAUCGCAUCCGCCAAUUUUCAACUCCUGAUAAGGUUUUCCGCUACUUCGCAACUCUUCAAGUAACUCAUGUCCAUUCUUCUGGAUUUCAAACUCAUGAAGUGUUCAUGACACCUGAUGACUUCCUUCGAUCAAUGACUCCAGGAAUAAAACAGCCGCCGGGUUUGGGGCUUGAUCGAUACAAAAGAUAUGAUCCAAAGAACCCUUCGGAGGACGUUCACACAAAACUAGAGUUGGCUUUGGAUGAGGACAGCAUCUUCUACAAAUUGGGAAGUGCAGGACUUAUUACAUUCUCGGACUAUAUCUUCCUCCUUACAGUUCUUUCAACUUCAAGGCGUCAUUUUGAAAUUGCAUUCCGUAUGUUUGACUUAAAUGGGGAUGGGGAUGUGGACUGUGAAGAAUUUGAAAAAGUUGCCACACUUAUCAGGCAACAGACAAGUAUUGGGAGUCGUCACCGAGACCACUCUAAUACUGGCAAUACAUUCAAGGGUGUCAACUCAGCCCUGACAACAUUUUUCUUUGGAUCUGACUUAACAGAAAAGCUAACCAUUGAAAGAUUCCUAGAUUUUCAGCAAUCUUUACAAAGGGAAAUUCUGAAUUUAGAGUUCCAGAGGAAAAAUCCCGAUGAACAUGGAAAUAUUACUGAAGCUGACUUUACAGAACUUCUUUUAGCAUAUGCCGGCUAUCCUCAGAAAAAGAAGACAAAAACCUUGAAGAGAGUGAAGAAAGUGUUCCAUAGCUCUCCAGGGGUCAGUAGAGAGGACUACUUAAAAUUCUUUCAUUUCCUAAACAACAUUAAUGAUGUUGACACAGCCCUCACCUUCUAUCAUAUUGCUGGUGCUUCUAUUGACCAGGCUACCCUCAAACAUGUUGCUAAGACUGUUGCACAUGUUGAUCUUAGUGAUCACAUUAUUAGUGUUGUAUUCACAAUAUUUGAUGAAAACUUGGAUGGUCAACUCAGCAAUCGGGAAUUUGUGGCUGUAAUGAAGAAUCGUCUCCUUCGAGGUCUUGAAAAACCAAAAGAUACUGGUUUUGUAAAACUCUUACAGUCUGCUGUGAAGUGCGCACGGGAAACAAAGCCGGUUCUUUUGGACUUUUGAUAUUGUCAGUGUUGUGGUAUACCUAAUGAUCUACUUAUUCUAUGGAUUGAUACCCAAUUGAUUGUUGCCUUAUCUUAUUUGCAACAUUCAUUCGUUUUUUCACUGUUCAGCUUGAUUUAAGUGUCAAAUAGACAAUUUAUAAUAUUGCAACUUCUCUCCAUUUCAACUUUGUUUUAGCUCUGUUUCUGUGAGAACCUAUCUACCAUGUAUAAAGUCUCAUAAUUUCUCCUUAAAAAUUAAAAACAAAAACAAACAAAAAAACUUUUAUUUUUUUCUGGAGUUUAUGUGUUUGCUGUUUUCUUCCAACUGGCAUCUAGUCUAUUGGCAUGGAGCUGGUCUAACCACGUCAAAAGGAAAAGACUUUACCUACUUAUUUGCGCUGUGAAAUAUUUCUCUCUUUGUACCAUGUAAUUAAUUAAGUGUAUUUCAUUGAAAUAAAUACAUCCCACAACUUGAUA
Messenger RNA from Thrips palmi, 2417 nucleotides. RefSeq names its product calcium uptake protein 1 homolog, mitochondrial (gene MICU1). Gene Ontology annotation, cellular component: uniplex complex. Gene Ontology annotation, molecular function: calcium ion binding. The coding region runs from base 283 to 1959 and encodes 558 amino acids. The record is from RefSeq and is a predicted model, not a curated record. The transcript has 13 exons. Gene Ontology annotation, biological process: calcium import into the mitochondrion; mitochondrial calcium ion homeostasis. Lineage: Eukaryota; Metazoa; Arthropoda; Insecta; Thysanoptera; Thripidae.